CUCUCCCCGGCAGCGCUCGGCAGCCAAUGGGCGCAGCGGGCGCCUUCCCGCCUCGCCCCGCAGUCGCGUGCCGUGCGGGCUCGGUGCUGAGGGCGCGGCGGGGCCGGGGCUGUCCCGGGGCUGUUCCGGGCCCGUCCCGCGGCAGCGGCGGCGGCUCCAGCGGGCGCACAGUCGUGCGGGGGCUCGGGGAGGGCGGCCUGUGUCUGCAGGCCGGUAGGAGCAGUGUCCCUGCGCGGCCCGAGGGCAGGCGGAGAAGAUGACUGGAAGAGCCAGAGCCAGAGGAAGACCUCCCAGACAGACACCUCUUCCUCCUGCUGUAGGAGAUGCACCUCAGUGGCAGCUCCAGCAGGGCGUGCCCGGCCCGCUGCGCGGCCGCCGGCACCCGCAGCAGCCCCAGCAGCAGCUGCAGCACCCGCAGCAGCUCCAGCAUCCCCAGCAGCUCCAGCACCCGCAGCAACUGCAGCAGUUCCAGCAGCUCCAGCACCCGCAGCAGCUCCAGCAGCUCCAUGUUCCUCCAGCACAGCCCGAAGAGCCCGGGGCCCACGGGCGCCUGCGCGGCGGUGAGAACCCCCUGCAGGAGAGGAGGCCUGAAGGGUUGCAGGUUUCCUCAGGACUCCAGGAUUUGUCUUUAAGAGAUAGGGGUGGACGUCGCAGAGAUUUCCACGACCUUGGGGUGAACACUCGGCAAGCCAUGAUGCAUGUGCAGGAAUCCAAAACCGGUUUUUCAGGAAAAAUGAUCAAGCUGACCACCAACCACUUCCGGCUGACGUCGCGCCCGCAGUGGGCCCUGUACCAGUACCACGUUGGCUACAGCCCCGAGAUGGAGGCGCGGCGCCUGCGCUCGGCCCUGCUCUUCCAGCACGAGGAGACCAUCGGCAAGACCCACGCCUUCGACGGCUCCAUUCUGUUCCUGCCCAAGAAGCUCGAGAGCAAGGUUACUGAGCUGUUCAGUAGGACUCGAAAUGGGGAGGAUGUGAAGAUAACAGUCACACUCACUAAUGAGUUGCCACCCACUUCACCUACUUGUCUGCAGUUUUACAACAUCAUUUUUAGAAGGCUUUUGAAGAUGCUGAAUUUGCAGCAGAUUGGACGUAAUUACUACAACCCCAGUGAUCCAGUCAGCAUCCCUAACCACAGGCUGAUGGUGUGGCUGGGCUUCACCAGCUCCAUCCUGCAGUAUGAGGAGAACAUCAUGCUGUGUGCAGACGUGAGCCACAAGGUUCUGCGUGGGGAGACAGUGCUGGACACCAUGCACAGCCUUCACUCCCAGGUUGGAGAGGAGAGAUUUAGAGACACCUGUGCUAAAGAGCUGAUUGGUUUAAUUGUCCUCACAAAGUACAAUAACAGAACGUACAGAAUUGAUGACAUCGACUGGGAUAACAAUCCAAAGAGUACCUUUAGAAAAUCAGAUGGUUCUGAGAUGAGCUUUGUGGAGUACUACAAAAAGCAAUAUAACAUAGAAAUUAGUGAUUGGAUGCAGCCUGUCCUGAUCAGCCAGAUGAAGAGGAAGAGAGGGAACAUACAAGGAUCUGUGGCUCUGAUUCCAGAGCUGUGCUCCCUAACAGGGCUGACUGACAAGAUGCGCAACGAUUUCAACAUGAUGAAAGACUUGGCCAUCCACACACGGCUGCCGCCUGAGCAGAGGCAGCGCGAGCUCGGGAGGCUUCUGAGCUACAUCCAAAAAGAUGACAAUGUUCAGAAGGAGCUCCGAAACUGGGGUUUAAGCUUUGAUUAUAAAUCAGUGUCCUUUACAGGAAGAGUUGUUCAAGGAGAAAAGAUCUUUCAAUCAGGAACCAUGUUCGAUUACAACCCUCAGUUUGCCGACUGGACCAAGGAGACGCGCGGCGUGCCGCUGAUCCGCUCGGUGCCCAUGGACAGCUGGCUGCUCAUCUACACCCGCCGCAACUACGACGUGGCCAACACCCUGCUGCAGAGCCUCUUCAAGGUCACCCCGUCCAUGGGCAUCCGCAUGAACAGGCCCAACAUGAUUGAAGUAGAUGAUAGAACAGAAGCAUAUUUAAGGGUUCUACAGCAAAGGGUUACCCCUGACAUAGACAUAGUAGUUUGUAUCUUGUCUAGCUCCCGGAAGGAUAAGUAUGAUGCCAUCAAGAAAUACCUGUGCACAGACUGCCCCAUCCCCAGCCAGUGUGUGCUGGCUCGCACUCUGAGCAAGCCGCAGACCAUCAUGACGGUCGCCACGAAAAUCGCCCUGCAGAUGAACUGCAAAAUGGGGGGAGAGCUCUGGAGCGUGGAGAUCCCCCUGAAGCAGGUGAUGAUUGUGGGCAUUGAUUGUUACCAUGACACCGUCUCUGGGAAGCAGUCCAUCGCCGGCUUCGUCGCCAGCCUGAAUCCAGCAGUCACACGGUGGUUCUCCCGCUGCGUUGUUCAAAGUCGUGGGCAAGAACUUGUGGAUGGAAUCAAAACCUGCUUGCAAACUGCUCUGAGGAACUGGUCCAAAUGGAAUAAGGGUUUGCCCUCUCGUAUCUUUGUGUAUCGUGAUGGUGUUGGAGAUGGACAACUCAAUACUUUGGUGAAUUAUGAAGUGCCUCAAUUUCUGGAUUGCUUGAAGAGUAUUGGCACUGACUACAGCCCGAGACUCACUGUGAUUGUGGUGAAGAAACGAGUGGGUGCCAGGUUCUUUGCAGAGAUUGGGGGAGGACUCAAAAACCCACCCCCUGGGACUGUUGUGGACACAGUGGUGACCAGACCAGAGUGGUACGACUUCUUCGUGGUGAGCCAGACGGUGAAGAACGGCUGCGUGGCCCCCACCCACUACAACGUGAUCUACGACACCAGCCAGCUGAAACCCGACCACGUGCAGCGCCUGACCUACAAGCUGUGCCACAUGUACUACAACUGGUCGGGUAUUAUCAGAGUACCUGCUCCUUGCCAGUACGCUCAUAAAUUGGCUUUCCUUGUGGGUCAGAGCAUUCACAGAGAACCAAACCUGACGCUUUCAGACAGACUGUACUACCUCUGAAGCUGAGUUAGCAGCCAAGCAGAAGAGAGCAGCUCCUCUCCAGGGAAUGUAGAAUUGUCUGGGCUUUUGGUUGAGUCUUGGUUUUUCGUAAGAGACAUGCACAGGAUGUGUGUAGUUAUGGAAAUUAUUUUAUUUUCACUGUACCGAGGAAAAGCUUGAGAUUUGCAUUUUGAACAGAAUAGAAUAAUUACAUAAAUUUUUAUGGGUUUUGGUACUUAUUUAGUUACUAAAGUUUUUCUCAAAUUCUUCCCAGAAGUUUAUUGGUUGUUCUUAUUUACAUUUUGAGAAUUACAGAAUUACAGAAUUACUUCUUGCGUGGGAGAUAGAGAGUUAAGCAGACCAGAAUCCAAACUUCCAGCUAGUGUUUACCCUUCUGAUUUUCAAAAUGCUUCAAUAUUGUUGAUUCCUUGUUUUUCUUGGUUAAAAUGAGGGCCAGAUUUGUCUCCUGAACUGUUUCAUACCUUAGAGGAGGUGACCAGAUGCUGUUGGUUACCAAGGCUUUGUUGGCAGGCUGUAGGUGAUGCAGAACCUUGGAAGGGUUGGCACAGUUGUCCUUGGGAGGGAUUUGCAGAGCAGCCACAAACUGUGGCUCUGCCUGGGGGCAGUGAGGGCUGUGCCAGGCUGGGGGCUGCUGUGUGUGCCAGCCCCCAGGGCUCAGGGGCAGCCCUUGGCUCAGGGGCAGCCCUGGGCUCUGCUGCUCUGCCUGUAGCUCACAGGAGAGGGCUGCAGACAGCUGAACUGCUGGGCUGGAGCUGUGUGACAGCUUCCUAACUGAGAAAUGCCAUUUCCAGCAGGGCCCAGCAGUGCCCUGGCAGCCUUGGGGGUUUGGUUUUGUGCUUCCAGGCAAGGGAAGCAGCCCUGGUUUGUUCGUGUCUGAGGUUUUCAUUGGUCACUGUUCUGCAGCCCAUUUUGUGAAACUAACAGCAGGUGUGGGGAGGGAGGUUGAUGUCAGAUUUGUGCAGUACUAGAGUCAAACUACUGCACGUGGAGAAAUUCAGAUUAGUGCUGGUUGUCUUAACCACCUUGUUGUGAACUUGUUGCUUUUCUUUAUGAGAUUUGAAUAAAG
Molecule: messenger RNA, 4046 nt
Organism: Passer montanus (Eurasian tree sparrow)
Lineage: Eukaryota; Metazoa; Chordata; Aves; Passeriformes; Passeridae
Gene: PIWIL1
Product: piwi like RNA-mediated gene silencing 1
Exons: 22
Coding region: 257-2980 (907 amino acids)
Biological process (GO): regulatory ncRNA-mediated gene silencing
Cellular component (GO): P granule
Molecular function (GO): piRNA binding; protein binding
Source: RefSeq, a predicted model, not a curated record